This is a messenger RNA of Mycotypha africana, 1907 nucleotides long. RefSeq names its product RNA polymerase I-associated factor PAF67-domain-containing protein. Gene Ontology annotation, biological process: translational initiation. Gene Ontology annotation, cellular component: eukaryotic translation initiation factor 3 complex; cytoplasm. Gene Ontology annotation, molecular function: protein binding; translation initiation factor activity. Bases 73 to 1671 code for a protein of 532 amino acids. The transcript has 4 exons. The record is from RefSeq and is a predicted model, not a curated record. NCBI's taxonomy places the organism in Eukaryota, Fungi, Mucoromycota, Mucoromycetes, Mucorales, Mycotyphaceae.
UUUUUUCACUCUAUUAUUUGGGGGUGAAACCCACCUGCUGCCUUUCUCUACAAGUAUACUUAAUCCUUAACAAUGUAUCAGGAUACCUUUGAAGAUGAUGACUUGAUCGCUGAAGUUGAACUUGUAACUCAAGCUCGUUAUACUCAAAAUGAUGAUGUUGACGAUGGUUUUGAGACUGAAGUUGUUCCUUCUCAACAAUCCAGUGCCACAACACAAAUUCCUGAUGGUGUCAGAAACUUUAUCUUUCAUUUUUACCGUAAUGUCAUGGAUAACAACGUGUACGAACUCCACAACAUCUAUGACAGUUCUUUUAACAAACUGACCGAGAAAUAUUAUCAAAAGCAAGCUUGGCCGGAAGCUGAGGUCAUCGCGCCUCUGGUUAACGAUGACCAAGUUUUCUUGACUCUGUAUCGCGAACUCUACUAUCGUCACAUCUACUCUUAUUUAACGCCUACUUUAGAACAGCGCUUUCAAUCAUACGAAAACUAUUGCGACCUCUUCAACUACAUCUUAAACUCUGAAGGCCCUGUUUCAUUAGAAUUGCCCAAUCAAUGGCUCUGGGACAUCAUUGAUGAAUUCAUCUAUCAAUUCCAAUCUUACUGCAACUACCGUGACCGUGUUAAGAAUAAGUCUGAAGCUGAGGCUGCUACUAUCGAAGAAAAUGCUCAAAUUUGGAGUUGUUACAGCGUUUUGAAUGUCCUUUACUCUUUUGUUCAAAAAUCUCGUAUCAACGAGCAAUUACUUGCUAGUAAGAAUGGUGGUGAUAUGAUGGAAGCUGCCGGUGAAUAUGGCUCCCGUCCGUUCUACAAGAUGUUGGGCUACUUUUCGAUUGUUGGUCUUGUCCGUGUUCACUGUUUGUUAGGUGAUUAUGUUUUGGCUUUGAAGAUGAUGGAUAACAUUGUGUUAAAUAAGAAGGCCAUGUUUGCGCGCGUCACUGCUUGCCACGUUACCACCUAUUAUUACGUUGGUUUCGCUUACAUGAUGCUUCGUCGUUACGCUGAUGCCAUCAAAUCCUUCUCUACUGUUUUGUCUUUCAUCCAAAGAACCAAGCAAUACCAUUCUCGUUCUUACCAAUUCGACCAAAUUGCCAAGAAAGGUGAUCAAAUGUAUGCCCUUCUAGCUAUUUGUAUUGCUCUGUGCCCCACCCGUUUGGACGAAAACAUUCAUUCUCAACUUCGUGAAAAGUACGGUGAACAAUUGUUCAAGAUGCAGAAAAGUGAAGAUUCUCUUCCUGUUUACAUUGAUCUGUUCCAAUUUGCUUGCCCUAAGUUCCUUUCUCCCACUGGUAAGGCUGCUGAUCCUCAUCAACAUCAGCUCAAAGUUUUCAUGUCCGAUAUUCAAAAUCAAAUCAAUCUCCCUACUUUGCGCUCUUUCAUGAAGCUUUACACUUCCAUGGGCAUUGAAAAGUUGGCUAAAUUCUUAGAAGUUGACUCUGAAGAAUUGAAGACUCAGUUAUUGGUCUUCAAGCAGAAGUCUCGUCAAUAUAAAUGGGUGAAUGGCAACCUUCUGGAAGGCGAAUAUUUGCCUACAUCUGACGUCGAUUUUUGCUUGAAGCAGGAUGUUGUCCACAUUGCGGAAAGUAAAGUGGGCCGUCGUUACGGUGAUUGGUUUUUGCGUAAUAUCAAUCGUUGCGAAGACAUUUUGGCCAACUUGCAAUAUAGCAAAGCUUAAAGCAAGGCUUUAAAAUAAUUAACAAUGAACGAUGACAACAAUAAUCAAUUUCUCAAACGCUUCAAUCUUGAAUAGCUGUACAAAUGUUUCCCCUGUUUAUGCCACUUUAAUGAUAUAGUAAUCUGUUCACCUAUUCCUUAUGUAGAUCUAUAUUUUGCCCAUUUUUUCCGCGAACUUUCUAUGGGUCAUUCAACAUAAUGCUCAAUAAAAUACAAAAAGGAUUUGUAAAUUUUGUA